Cicer arietinum (chickpea) is the source of this 1271-nucleotide messenger RNA. RefSeq names its product probable rRNA-processing protein EBP2 homolog. Gene Ontology annotation, cellular component: nucleolus; preribosome, large subunit precursor; nuclear periphery. The record is from RefSeq and is a predicted model, not a curated record. Gene Ontology annotation, biological process: rRNA processing; ribosomal large subunit biogenesis. Lineage: Eukaryota; Viridiplantae; Streptophyta; Magnoliopsida; Fabales; Fabaceae.
AUGUUCACUCAUAUUUUAAUGAAGAAUGAAAUUAAUAAAAUUAUUUAAUUUAAAGGUACUAUUGUAAUUUUUCUCUAACUUCCAACUUCCCGUCUGUGCCCUAAACCUCCCUCUAAACCCUAAAGUCAUUCUCAUUGCUGCAACUGUGUAACACUUCCAAUUCACUACAAGAUUGAAUGGAGCUUCCUAUGGUUAAUGGUGAUACAAUGAAAGAUGAUGAAACUGAAUAUUUGAGUGAGGAAAUAUCACCAUCUGAAUCAGGAUCAGAUGAAGAUGUGAAAUUAUCUGAACCAUCUAAAAAAGCAGUAAAUAACAGAGAUGCUCUAUUGGAUAAACUCGGAGACAUAAGUUGGCCAGAGAAUGUUGAAUGGAGACAUAAACUCUCCAUUGAUAUUGAUCAAGAGCAGGAAGUAGACGUCAACGAUGACUUGGCACGAGAGCUUGCAUUUUACACUCAGGCAUUGGAGGGAACUAGACAGGCCUUUGAGAAACUUCAGUCAAUGGGUCUCCCUUUUCUACGACCUUCAGACUAUUAUGCCGAAAUGGUGAAGGCAGAUAGCCACAUGGAGAAGGUGAAAGGUAGGCUAUUAGAUGAGAAGCGGAAGAUGGAAGAGGCUGAGGAGAGAAGAAAAGCCAGGGAGGCCAAGAGAUUGUCGAAAGAGAUUCAGGCACAGAAAAUGAAAGAAAGGGCCAAGCAGAAAAAGGAGGACAUCGAAUCUGUUAAGAAAUGGAGGAAGCAGAGGCAACAGAGCGGGUUUGCUGACAACGGAAAUGAUGCGGGUAAGGUUUUGGACUUUGAGGAUGGAAAAGUGUUCGAGAGGUCAAAGAAGAAAAGGCCUGGAGUGUCUCCCGGCGAUCGGUCAGGAGGUAAGGCAAAGCAAGCCUUUGGAAAGGGAAAGAAGCAAAUGAAAAGAGAUUCCAAAUUCGGUUUUGGAGGCAAGAAGGGAUUGAAGAAGCAGAAUACUGCUGACACCACUAAUGAUUUUGGUGGAUUCAGUAAAAAGGGCGCUGAUGCUGGAAAUAAGAAGAGAAAGAGGUAAAAUACUAUACUCCUUUGAUUUGUUUUAUGAAGAAGGGAUGCCAUGGAAUGCGCUAUUGGUGUUGUCCUCUGAAUUUUCAUCAGCUCAGAUAGUUCAAUUUCAUAAUCGAACUUAUUGUGACUUUAUAAACUUUAUCAACAAUUAUAAGUCCUUAUGUAUCUACUCCAAUUUUGAUGUUUUGUUAAAUGAUGCGCUAUUGGUGUUUUGUUAAAUGGUCUUUGCUGAGAAGAA